Messenger RNA from Macadamia integrifolia, 3568 nucleotides. RefSeq names its product receptor-like protein 6. The record is from RefSeq and is a predicted model, not a curated record. NCBI's taxonomy places the organism in Eukaryota, Viridiplantae, Streptophyta, Magnoliopsida, Proteales, Proteaceae. The transcript has a single exon. Gene Ontology annotation, molecular function: protein binding.
CUUCCCUCCUUUAGUUAUUUUGAAGGCAGAGAAAAAUGUCGUGGUGGUGUUUCCUCAUCGUCUUCUUGUCUUUGUUUCAAACUUGUUUCCUUUCUUCUCCUUCUCCCCAAUUAUGUCUUCACGAUGAGAGGUAUGCUUUGCUUCAAUUUAAGCAAAAGCACUAUGCUGUCAAUUCAUAUGCCAAUUACUACCAUACUCUCAAGUCCUGGAAUAAGCCCAAUACUGAUUGCUGCUACUGGGAAGGCAUCACUUGCGAUGGCACCGCUGGUCAUGUAAUUGGCCUUGACCUCACUGAUUCAUCACUCAAUGGUUCUAUCCACUCCAAUAGUACCCUCUUUCAUCUUCGUCACCUUCGAAUGCUUAACCUCUCGUGGAAUCAAUUCGACUACUUUGCUCCAUCCGGGCUUGACAGACUCUCCAGGUUAAUGCAUCUCAACCUUUCUGGUAACUAUUUCUCAAAACAAAUUCCAUCACAAAUAUCACGACUCACAGAUUUGGUUUCUCUUGAUCUUUCUUUUUGUGGAUUUGAGGGUCAAAUCCCAUCUGAAAUCUCACGGCUGACCAAGCUGGUUUUCAUUGACCUCUCUUGCAUCAGUAUAACUUUGAGUUCUCGUGUCGACACUGAAGCAUAUUUUUCUAUCGGGCUUGAAAUCUCUAAUUUGAGAACAUUUGUUCAAAAUCUAUCUAACUUGAGAGAAUUGCAUCUUGAUGGGGUGGACUUGUCAUCUCCCAAAAAUAGGGAUUGGCUUCAUCACUUAUCAUCUGCACUCCCCAACCUUCACGUGCUAUCAAUGAGGGAUUGUUCACUUACAGGCCCCUUGGAUGCAUCCAUCUCCAGCUUUCAUUUCCUCUCAGAGCUUUAUCUUGAUUUUACCAAUCUCUCUUCCAAAGAACCAAGUUCUUUGGUGAACCUCACUUCUUUGACUGUCCUUAGUAUCUCGGGUUGUGAUUUCCAUAGUGAUUUUCCAAGCAGUUUUUUCCUUCAACCUAGCCUCAAGCACAUAGACUUAUCUCAUAAUCCUCUCCUCUCAGUUCAGUUACCUGAAUUCCCUCAAAUCAACAAUGCCCUUCAAUAUCUGGGUGCUACCCACACUAAAUUCCAAGGGAAGUUGCCAAGUUCAAUUGGAAAUCUUAAGUUAUUGAAGGUGUUGUAUCUCAAUGAUUGCAACCUCACUGGACCAAUCCCACCUUCUCUUGCAAACCUUACCCAUCUUACCGAAUUGGAUCUUUCAGAGAAUCGUCUCAGUGGUCAAAUUCCUUCCUUCUUCUGGGAAAACUUUCCCAAUCUUGAGAAACUAUGGUUGGACAACAAUUUACUCCAAGGGCCUAUUCAUUCUUCUUUGUUUUUCCUUCCAUCAUUGCGUGUGCUGGAUGUGGCCAAUAAUAGAUUCAAUGGGGUCAUAAAUGAGCCAAUUCACAACAUUUCUUAUUUUUCUAGUCCCCGAGAGUUUAACUUAAGUGGCAACUAUUUGGAAGGACAAGACCUGAUGAGAUCAAUUUCCAGAAUUAAAGGAACAUUUCAGCGUCUUGACCUUUCGUUCAAUGACUUGGGCUACAUCAAUCGUAGUGGUGAGUCUGGUGACUACUUCAUCAAUGCUCAAAUUCAGGAAUUGUACAUGGCAUCUUGCAAUCUUAGUAAAUUCCCAGAUUUCCUCAGGAAUCAGAAGGAAUUGACUAUGAUAGACCUUUCUAGUAAUAGAAUUGAUGGUGCAAUACCCAAAUGGAUAUGGAAGAAAAAUUUGUCAUUGGUGUUCCUUUUUAACAACUCGUUGACAGGUCUGGAAUUGCCAUUACCCACUAAUCACUCCUCCAACAUUGAAUAUCUUGAUCUUCAUUCAAACAUGAUACAAGAGUGUCUUCCAACAACUCCAUGCUUUCCGCAAACAUUCAAUCAAUCUGCCAAUGGGUUUGUGUCUACUGUCUUAGGGAAUCUCACCUCCGUUUUCUCCAAAGAUAUUUCCAAAUACGGUUUCUUUUCAAUUUCAGACAAUAAAUUAACUGGAAAAAUCCCUUUAUCAUUCUGCAAUGCAAGUAGUUUGGACUAUUUGGAUUUGUCCCAUAACCAAUUGAGCGGAACCAUCCCAACAUGCCUCGGCACUAGCAAAUUGUGGGCACUAAAUUUAGAGAGCAACAAAUUAGUUGGAAAUAUCCCUUUUUCAAUCUGGAAUGCAAGUCAACUGGAUAUUUUGGAUUUGUCCAACAACCACUUAAGUGGCACCAUCCCAACAAGCCUCAAGAGUAGCAACUUGGGGGUACUAAAUUUGGGGAGCAACAAAUUAGCUGGAAAUAUCCCUUUCUCAAUCUGCAAUUCAAGUAAUCUGGGUAUUUUGGAUUUGUCCAAUAACUCAUUGAGUGGCACCAUCCCAACAUGCCUCGGUAGAAGCACAAAAUCUACAUUUGAAAAUGUAGAAAUUAGAUGCCGUCUACAUUCACUUAAGCUCCAUAAAAAUAUGCUUCAAGGAUAAGUUCCGGGAUCAUUGGCUAAUUGUGAAGAAUUGGAGGUGUUAGAUAUUGGGGACAACCAGCUGAAUGAUACCUUCCCGUAUUGGUUGGAAAGUCUCUCUAAAUUGCAGGUUCUGGUCAUGAGAUCUAACUACUUUGCUGGUUCCAUUGGACAACUCCUCCAUGUUGAUUCUCCUUUCCCAAGCCUACAUGUUUUUGACCUCUCUUUCAAUGUCUUUACGGGGAACUUACCAUUGCAAUAUAUUCUUCAUUGGAAGGCGAUGAUAAAUGAUGAUAAUAGUUCAGAACUGAAUUAUAUCGGUUUUCAAGAUUUUUUUGGAUAUUACCAUCAAGACACAAUUGCUAUUGUGGACAAGGGAAUAUACUUGGAGAUGCAAAGUAUCAUAACCACCUUCACCACUGUUGAUUUAUCCAACAACAAAUUUAGUGGAGGGAUUCCAGAUGCAAUGGGCGACUUAAAAUCUCUUAUAUUACUCAACUUGUCUGGAAAUUGUCUCACAGGUCAAAUUCCAUUUUCGUUGGGAAAUCUAACAAAACUUGAGUCAUUGGAUCUUUCAAGAAACAAUCUCUCUGGACAAAUCCCUAGCCAAUUGACAAGUUUGACAUUUCUUUCAACCUUGAAUCUAUCUGAUAACAACCUCACAGGGAGCAUACCACAGGGCAACCAGUUUGGAACAUUUUCGAACGCUUCCUAUGAAGGUAACAUAGGAUUAUGUGGUUUUCCCUUGUCAAAGAAAUGUGGAAUUACAGACGGAGCAUCACCUCCAAUCUUGACAUUGCAACAAGAAGAAGAUUCAACAUCUGUAUUUGAUUGGAAAUUCGCCGUAGCUGGAUAUUGCUCUGGUUUAAUAAUUGGACUGGUAAUAGGACAACAAUUGUUUUGGAGAGACAACCGAUGCGUUGCAUUUUGUUUGAGAAUCAGAGGAUUCAAACAGAGAAAAGAUUUAAAGAGGAAACACAACAUCGGAAGGAAAUGAAUGGGGGUUUACAUGAGGGUCAUUACAAAAAAUUGUUUCUCUUGGUUUUCCUUUAAAUCUUUGCUAUGGGGGUCAUUAGAAUAAUGGGGAUUUUUUUGUAGACACAAAGAGGUGUGAGGAAAAGAGUG